AUGGAACACACACGCACACAGACUAAUACGCCCCCAGCAGAAACAGUGGGUUUGCAUGGGGAUCCCCGUAGAGAGUCAAGAGACCCCUCUGGGUCGAAGAGCGGGUGUAGCGCCAAGAACAAGGCUGUGAACCCAGCAUCGGCAGCGGUGGCGAACCCUUCGUCGUCGUCGUCUUCGGCUUCGUCGGUUCCGUCGUCAGGCUCGUCAUCGCCUGCGACGGUAGGCGAAGAUGUAGCUGGCACUGGAAUUGCAAUUAGAGCUGGGGUAGAAGUCGGAUCUGGAUGUGAGGCUUCAAACGAGCCUGUGGUUAUCGGUGCAACAGCUCACGCCCAAGAUAACGAAAACAAGCGUUUGGAACGUGACUACGUGGGCGAUAUCCGUACAUCGCCAGACCACGGGUCCAUCACUCCCUCGGUGCAAUCGCAACACGCAGGUCACACACAUGAAACGCAUCCGUCGGCCGUGGCGUUCGCAUCAUCUGAACACAACCUUUUCCCAAGCACCACCGAUACCAUUUUCAAGCCCUUUGAUGCCAAGACAGGCUGUUUCUUGGGUCCUGGUGGCGGGAUGAACCCGCCAGCUACCUCUUUGGAACCGCAGGCUGGCGCUCCCGUGAACGAGGACGAGCAAAUACCGUCUGCAGCUUGCUACAAGGUGAAUUUGCCCGCUUUGGCGUCUCUAAAGGCCUCUGCAGGCAAAAGCAGCAAGUUGAGGUCUCUCUCGGUGCCCUCGAUCUUACAUUCAUCUUUGCGAAGCAUGGGGUUGUCAAGCGCACGGGGCUUUUUCGCCGCACAACAACAACAGCACCUUUUACAGCAAAAGGAGAGACAACACCAACAUCAACAGCAACAGCAGCAGCAGCAGCAACAGCAACAGCAACAACAACAGCAACACAGACACCAGCAACACCAGUCGCAGCUUACACAACAACAAGAAAUACAACAGAAACUGCCCAACGAGCAAAUCCCUCACGCACAAUUCCCACCUCAGCAAUCUGCUCUACACAUGAACCGUGGGAUCAAGAAGAAAAAACAAAGCAAGCACUCCGCCUCGUUACGGCACGCUCUUCUAAUGCAUCAGAGUAUCCAAUCUGCAAAUACCAAAAUCAGCAUCACAGACCGAAUCAAGUAUCUGGAAUCAUACCCGGGGCCAACGCCAUUGCCACCCAUUAAUCUCCAGUGCUUAAAGGAAAUUGACCUACAAGAGAUUGUGAAGAAUCCUCAAUUGCGACACGACAUAAUAUUCGAUCCUCUUUUACAGUUCAGACCCAACCUGGACGGCGAAAGAGGUCUUAAGAAGAAGCAAGUUUCCGACAAAUAUUGGUAUGACGUGGAGAACGAACUUUUUGUUUACAAAUGGAAGCCGGAUGCUUUCAAGUUGGAGCAGACGCGACUAAUACCUCUUUUUAACAGUUUGAAAGAGGUCUUGAUCACCAUUGUUCCUCAAAAAGAGGUUCAUACGGUACAAAACGUUUUGGACACAGAGCUACUGGUUCAAGAAUUACUUAAAGGAUCGCUCAUGAUGUCUAGCUUUGCCGACUGGCUCGCUCGGCUUUUCAAACACCAUUGUGCACCUAUGAGAGAUCCUUGGGUCGAUAAAAUGAGCUCCAAGUUCAAAGAGUCUGAGGAUGAAAAAUCGGUCCCAAAGCUUGUUGAAGGUUUGAGACUUGUAUUCCAGAUUCUAGAAGCGAUGAAGCUCGAUAUUGCAAACCACCAGAUCCGCAUUUUAAGACCCGCGCUAUUGAGUAAUGCUGUAGAGUUUGAAAAACAGUACUUUCAGUCACUGAUGACCAGCAAUAGAGUUGACCUGAAGUCGUCUUUCAAAUGGUUUCAAGAUAAAUGUGUUGAAUAUCAGCGGUCGAUGACCACGCCUAGUGAACGUCUCAAGGCUUCGGAGGUCUACCGCUUAUGCAUAAGGAGUAUCAUCAGUCUUCUUUCGUGUCGAAAAAUGGUUAGGGAGUAUCCAACCUCGUUGUCUUUUGACCACGCGCGUCUGAUUCUUCUCAGAGCAGACAUUAGGCAAAUUGUCUGUCUCUUGGUUUGCCGUCUACUGUUCAAGCAAUUGGUGGCCAAUGACACGGCUAUGGACAAACCUACUAAGGACCACAUAUUGAACUCUUACAGCAAUAAAAAGCUGAAAGAUGAGAUUGUUAGCAUAAUAACGGACGAACACGGCAAUUGUAGAUGGACGAAAAAUACCAUGGCCAUUGCAAUUCACUUUUGCAAAACCAUAACGGAAUUGAAACAAGAUUUUUUGUUACAGAGAACCAUGGAAGAUGUCACACUGACGCGUUCCGCUACGGACAUGCACCCAAUCGUUCAGGCUCCGUCUUUGAACAACGCACAGAUCGACUUUGCGAAAUCGUGGCUUUCAAAACAAACCCAGCCUCUAAGUGAGGUUUAUGGCGUUUUAGAGACCCGUGUUUUACAGCAAUUAGAGAACAGCAUUUUUUCACGGUCCGGCUGUACCCAGGAUGGAACUAUCAAGCAAAAUUUUGUUCAUCUCUGCAGCACCAUGACUUCAAACGGACCAUCCCCGUCCACGAAUUCCGCUUCAAUAACAAAGCGUGGCUCACCAGCGAAAACUGGCAAUUCUUCCACCAAUUUCAAGGACGCAUUUGGCUCCCAGCAGCAAACGGGCUCCACCCAGGCCUCGUCCGGUCUUGCCUCAAUUGACAUGGACGAGUUCGAAAGCCUUUUCUGCCAUUUAUAUACGUUGGUGAAUUUCCACUGGUCGGUUUUUGGGUGUCUCUACAUGGAUUAUUUAGGAGACAAAAUGGAGGACAUUAACUGA
Messenger RNA from Lachancea meyersii CBS 8951, 2793 nucleotides. The record is from the annotation of a GenBank genome assembly. NCBI's taxonomy places the organism in Eukaryota, Fungi, Ascomycota, Saccharomycetes, Saccharomycetales, Saccharomycetaceae.